Molecule: messenger RNA, 1868 nt
Organism: Spinacia oleracea (spinach)
Lineage: Eukaryota; Viridiplantae; Streptophyta; Magnoliopsida; Caryophyllales; Amaranthaceae
Exons: 13
Coding region: 182-1699 (505 amino acids)
Molecular function (GO): protein binding
Source: RefSeq, a predicted model, not a curated record
UCUAACAAUAAUCAAAAUAUCAUAGAAUUGAAAACCCGGUAUUGUCUGUUGUCUCUCCCAAUUUGCUUUGCCGCCUUCGCCAACUUCUCUCCAUCUCACUGUGUAUUUCUCUCUCAACCGUCUUUCUGAGUUUGCGACACACAAACAAACACCCUUUGUCAACUUCGCUACUUCGCCGGACAUGCCACAAGAUUUACCAGGGUUGUAUUUCGACCCAGAUAAGAACAGAUACUUCCCAAUUAAGGGUCGUAUUCCUGGUUCUUCCAGUAAACCUAAACCACUUCCACCUCAAAACCCAGUUUCAUCACCUACCCAGGUGCCAAGCAAGCCUAAGAAGGAUACUAAAAUUUCUAAGCUGCUUCAAUGUAGGGAGUUGCAUGGUAAAAUUGUUGAAUUUAGUGAUCGGAAUGGUAGCUUUCAAGAGGAAUGCAAAAAGAAGUUGGCCUCUAAACCAAAGAUAUGGAAAUAUCAGGAUGUAGAGAAGGAUGCUGAUUCUUCUUUGGCCCUAAUGAACAUUACUGUUGAGACACCAGAGGGCCAAUGUGCUGCAAAUGCUUUACUAACAGGGGGUAUGAAUGGUUCCUUGAGUCUGUAUGAUGUUGGAGAUAUUGGACAACAUUUCAGUAACGGUUUCAACACUGCUGCAGAGUUUGUGUGGCCUGAGCAAGAUGACUCUGGCACAGACCAGUCACUUAAAGAUAUUUGGAAAUUCAAUGGAACCACAUUGGUUUUGCCAUCAAGUAUAUCUUCUAUAAGUAUACCCAGAAAAGAGUACUUUGGGGCAGAUAAAAACAGUUCAGUUCUGCAACGUGCGCUGAUUACAACAUUGGGGUCAGACAUAUCUGGUGGUGCACUUUAUACUCUAGAUCUUGCUAAUCCUGUGGUUUUAAGUUCAAAUGCUGCUGACAUUGGGAGAUUGCGCAAACAUGUUUCGCUCAAUUGUACUAUAUGGGGGGCAGAGAUCAGUCAAACUGGUCAUAAAGCUGUUGUUGGCACCAGCCUGGGAGCUACAUUGGUGGAUUUGGAGAGUGGAGCAUCAGAAACGUUAUGCCGUAGUAUGAGUGACGUGUUAUCAGUGCAAUUUAUUCAGUCGGGGAAUGUUGCUCUUUGUGGACUAAGAAAAGGAGCAAUAGUAACAGUUGAUGUCCGGCAACGGCAACGGCAUCUUGCUCGUCAUAGUUUUGUGCACCCGUCCGAUAAUUCAAAAAGACCUGGUCAGAAAACGACUAAAAAGUUUGUGCUUAGAGGAAAUAUACAACCUUCUUGUACAGUGUACAUGCCUUCGUCAAUAUGCUGUUUGGCGUCACUUCAAAUGUAUGAUCAAUACUUUUUGGCAAGCUCAAUGGAUGGAUCGAUAAAUCUAUAUGAUCAUCGACUGACUAAGCGAGGGCCUGUACAAUCUUAUGAAGGUCAUGUGAACUCCCACAGUCAUAUACAGCUAGCAACUGAUGCAAGUGAGAGGUUUCUUAUGUCAGGAGGCGAGGACUGCAAAGUGCGCAUAUGGAGUAUCAGAUCAGGUGAAAUGCUGUUCGAGGAGAAACUAUCGAGUUAUGUUCCGGUGGCAGCUUGCUGGCGAGGAAGCACAGAACCAAUUAGUAAGCAGCAGAGUUCAGAAGAAUUUCUGGGUGCACAAACUCACAGUUGGGAUGCAUGGCUGGGAUCAGCAGAAGGAUUGCUUCGUAUGCAAUUUCGCUUGUAGUCACCAAAUGCUUUUUGGCCCUGAAAACAGCCCAUGCUGGGUGAUCUUGUAAUGUUGGGGAAAUGCAAGUAUGUUGAGAGAAUUGGUUUUACUUGUUUGUAUCCCUCUUAUUUUAUGGUACAGAAUUUUGAUUUUCGACAUCAAAUUAUAUGGAUAACACUUCACACGA